This is a messenger RNA of Argiope bruennichi, 2021 nucleotides long. Its product is annotated as neurofilament medium polypeptide-like. Bases 87 to 884 code for a protein of 265 amino acids. Lineage: Eukaryota; Metazoa; Arthropoda; Arachnida; Araneae; Araneidae. The transcript is spliced from 4 exons. The record is from RefSeq and is a predicted model, not a curated record.
AUAUAAGGUGAAUCUUACUGCAAAAGUUACUAGUUCGCUCAGAGUGAAGGUAUAGCUUGGAUUUGUUCCGACAUUUAAUAAACAGAAUGGCUAAACUGUCGAUAUUUUUCCUCCUCUGCUCCCUCAGCAUGGUAUUAGGCAACUACUAUUACUAUCCAAGUGCCUCGGCAGGUGCCCUGAGUUACUUUCCAACAUAUGCUGGCUAUGGAUAUGCUUCUCCUUAUGCCGUGGUAGCUGCUCAACAACCAGAUUGUGACAAGAAAGAAAAAGGUGGUGAGGGCAGCUCCAGCAGUUCUGAAGAAAGCAGCUCUAGUGAAAGUAGCGAAGAAGGUGAAAAGAAGGAAGAGAAAGAAGGAGGCGAAGAAAGCAAAGAAGGAGGAGAAGAGAAAGAAGGAGGCGAAGAAAAGAAAGAAGGUGAAGAAAAAGAGGAGGGAAGCAGUAGUAGCAGCAGCAGUGAAGAAAGCAAAGAAGGCGAAGGAGAAAAGAAAGAAGAGAAAAAGAAGGGAAAAGAAGAGAAAUCUCUCUUCCCACCUCGAGCCUAUUCAUUCCCCCCUGUCCAACAAGUGGUUUACGCUCAGCCAACUUACUCAUAUGUACCAUCAUACAAGACCUAUUCUGUCAUUCAGUCAGCUCCAGUUAGCUACCCACUCAAGAGUGCCUAUGUGGCUGCACCUUACGCUGCAGCUCCUGCAGUUUCCAAAGGCUUUACAUCUCCAGUGACCAAAAUCAUCUCCACUGCACCAGCUGCCAGAAUCGUGUCUGUUCCAGCAGCAGUUCCAGCUGCUAAGUCCUAUUCUACUUACUCUACAUAUUUAAGUCCAGCUUCUGGAGUUCUUGGCCUACCCUCUUACUUUGGUAAUAACGUAGCAUACUACAAGGCCUGAAAAAUCUGAGAAGAAUUUUAUAUGUUUGUUGCCGUUGCUGAUAUGUUUCUUCGUUUCCUACUUAAGUCCAUUUCUUUGCAUAUUUUAAAAUGGAAAUGAAUUAAAUUUUAAACAAUCUUCAACAAAAAACAAACUAUUUUAACGACGGAACAAAUCCAAAUUCCAUAAACAUUUUUCUAAACCGUUUGUUAAAGAGUUUAGUCCUUCUUAUUUGUUUUGCUCUCUUUGGGAACAUUGCCUAUAAUCAAAAUCUUUUGUUGAAGAAAUUUGAAUUCACUGCGAGAACACUGCCUAUAAUCAAAGUCCUUUAUUGAAUAUUAUUGUCAGUAUUUAUUGCUACUUUCAUUCCUUUGGGAAACACUGCCGACAGCUAAAAUUCUUUAUCAAAGAAAUUUGUAAUUGUUACCAAUUUUGUGCUUUUGGGAAACACUGCCGAUACUCAAAGUGCUUUAUUGAAUAUAUUUUAUUGCUAGUUUUGUUCUUUUUUAAAAAUAUUACGUAUAAUUUAACAGUCAAUAAAACAAAAACAAACGUUUAAAAUUUAAACGUUAAUAAUGAUACCUCUUGCUUUGUAGUAAAUUGGUGUUGAAAAUUUAUUCACUUUUAGUCAUUCUCUUUAAAACCAGGUCUUUUAAAAGAUUUUUCUAAGAAACAAAUUUCAAUUUGUUUUAUUUCAAGAAGGUUGGCUUUAUUUUAAAGUUAGCUGAAAAUGAAGGGAAAAUCGUUGUGUUAAGUCCUUUAUAUGAGUAACCUACGAUGAAUUUCAAAAGAUGACCGAAUUUUAGUAUCCACCUGCUAUUUUAUAUUGAUUUUUUGAUUAAUUUUUUUUUUACUUCAUAAGAAUAUGAAUGGUUGAAAAGAAUUAAUGGGACAUAUGUUUAUAUAUUUAUUUAUUCGCUUUAUUUAUCAAAUUAUAAUUUUUGUCUUGUUCAAAUUUCUAUAUCUGAAACUGAUAUAAAUAUAUUAUUGUUUAUGUAUUUUGAAACCUCUGAUGACUAAUAUUUCUUUAAAGUUCCUUAAAAAUGAUUUUAACUUUGUCUGUUUUUUUGUAUGAUAUUUCCUUGUAUUAAAACAUAAAAAAAUUAUCUUAAAAAUAUCUAUUUAAAUUUUUCGAUAUUUUUUUUCUUUACCUGCGAG